AUUAGCCUUAAACAAAUUAUUUUCCAUUUUUUUUAAACGCCUAUAGUUAAAUAUUUUUAAAAUAGUUAUAAUUAUGUUAUUAACAAAAAAUCUGUUGUUACUUGUGUGAAUAAUAUAAUAAAUUAAGAUAAAUGUAAUUUUGUAGUCGAUAUAAAAUUGUUGAUGAAUUAAAUUUUCUUUUGAACAACGGCGUGACGUUUGCCUCCCUGUAACGAUAUCCCUUCCCCCAACACAAAACUGUUUGUCAUCCACCGGGCACCGAAUCGAACGUCGAACAUUCUAGAAUUUUCCUUCGGUCGAUUUACAUUUGCCGGCUCCUUGGUUCGCGUGAUUCAACAUUCUAUUCGUUAGUUGUCAUUGUGUUUUCAUUCCGUUAAAACGGCUUUUUUAAUAUAAUUACUUUUUACGUAUUUUAUCGUACAGUUUUAACAAACCAAUGGCUGCAAUGUCCGUAAUAGGUAUAGAUUUCGGAAGUGAGUCGUGUUAUGUGGCUGUCGCCCGCGCUGGCGGCAUCGAAACCAUCGCCAACGAUUACAGCUUACGGGCCACACCGUCAUGCGUGGCCUUCAGCCCUAGAAACCGCAUAAUCGGAGUGGCCGCCAAAAACCAAAUGGUCACAAACAUGAAGAACACAAUACAUGGUUUUAAGAGACUUCUAGGACGUUCCAUUGAUGAUCCAUUCGUCAAACAAGAACUCAGACACCUGCCGUUCAAUGUGGUCAAGUCCGAUAACAACAAAAUCGGUAUUAAUGUUAACUACCUAAAUGAACAACACACUUUCAGUGUAGAACAAAUCACCGGCAUGCUCUUAACCAAACUGAAAGAAAUAUCCGAAAUAUCAUUAAAAACAAAGGUAAAUGAUUGUGUAAUUUCAGUUCCUUCUUAUUUUACAAAUGCUGAACGUAAGGCACUACUAGAUGCUGCGUCUAUUGCUGGUCUUAAUGUUUUGCGCUUGUUUAAUGAAACUGCGGCGACUGCUUUAUCCUAUGGUAUCUACAAACAAGACUUACCCAAUCCAGAAGAGAAACCCCGUAAUGUUGUGUUUGUUGAUUGUGGUUAUACUUCACUCCAAGUCUUUGCCUGUGCAUUUAAUAAAGGGAAAUUAAAGAUGUUAGCCAGUACAUUUGACUCACAGUUGGGAGGUAGAGAAUUUGAUUACAUUUUAGCGGAACAUUUCAGUAAAGACUUCAAAUCCCGGUAUAAUAUAGAUCCUAUGAAUAAUCCUAGAGCAUUUUUAAGAUUGUUGGCUGAAGUUGAAAAAAUAAAAAAACAAAUGUCCGCCAAUUCUACUAAAUUACCAAUGAAUAUUGAAUGUUUUAUGGAUGAUAAAGAUGUACAUGCUGAUAUUAAGAGGACAGAAUUUGAAGAAUUGUCUAUGCAUUUAUUUAAUAGAGUUGAAGUAACAUUAGAACAAUGUCUUAAAGAUUCCAAACUGAGUAAAGAUGACAUUUAUGCUGUUGAAAUUGUUGGCGGUUCUAGUAGAAUUCCAUAUAUUAAGAACUUGAUAGAAAAAAUAUUUGGCAAAAUCUCUAGCACAACAUUAAAUCAAGAUGAAGCUGUAUCACGAGGUUGUGCUUUACAAUGUGCAAUGUUAUCUCCAGCUGUACGAGUAAGAGAUUUCAGUGUGACUGAUAUACAGAGUUUUCCGAUUGAACUCUUCUGGGAUCCAGCUGACAAUUCAGAUGAUGGACGUGCUGAAGUUUUUCCUAAAAAUCAUGCUGUUCCAUUUUCAAAAAUGUUGUCAUUUUAUAGAAUGGCCCCUUUUACUGUAAAAGCUCAUUAUUCAGGAUCUAUUCCUUAUGCUGACAACUACAUUGGACAAUUCACAGUACGUGAUGUCAAGCCCACAGCAGAUGGUGCUAGUCAAAAAGUAAAAGUUAAAGCCAGAGUUAAUUUGCAUGGUAUAUUCAGUAUUAGUAGUGCUACACUUUUAGAAAAGGCCGAAUUACAAGAUGAACCAGUCCCGCCAUCAGAACCUAUGGAAACAUCAGAAAAAGAAUUACAGCCAACUGAAGUUGAAGAAAAGAAAGAAGAAAAGAAAAAAUCCAUCACAAAAACAAUUGAUUUGCGAAUUGAGUCAAUAACUCAUGGAUAUUCAACUAUGGACUUGAAUAAUUAUAUAGAACAGGAAGGUAAAAUGGUAGCAGCUGAUCGCCAAGAAAAAGAAAGAAUAGAUGUCCGUAAUAGUCUUGAAGAAUACAUAUAUGAUAUGAGAAGUCGGAUUUCAAGUGAAGAUGAUUUAGCUCCUUACAUAGUAGAUGCUGACAGAGAGAAUAUUUCUAAACAAUUGGAAGAUUUGGAAAUUUGGUUAUAUGAAGACGGUGAAGAUUGUAUUAAAAAUAUUUAUAAUGAAAAAUUGGAUAUGUUAAAAACUGUUGGUGAACCCAUUAAAAGACGCAAGAUUGAAUAUACUACUUUUCCUUCAAUACAAACUCAAGUUGUUCAGUUGAUUUCAAAUGCUGAGAAUAACAUUGAUUUAUUUCAUAAAGGAAAUGAACAGUUCAACCACUUGGACUCUGCUGAAGUAGAUAAAUUGGCUGAAACUCUAAAAAAUGCUAAGAGUUGGUUGGAAGAAAAGGCAAGCCAAGUAACGGCUACUCCUCUAUACAAAGACAUUCCUAUCAAGUUAGAUGAAUUUAUUAAAGAGAAACAUAAUAUAGAAGAGAAUGUAUUAAAAGUUUUAUAUAAACCAAAGCCUGCACCCAAAGUGGAACCGCCGCCAAAAGAGCCAUCUAAAGAAGAAGAAAAAUCACCAACAGAACCCAUGGAAACUGAACAACCAGUUGAAAAUGGUAAAGAUGCUUAAAAAAUUUAAUUAUUUUUAACACUUUUUUCUAUUGUUUACUAUAUUCAAUUUUUUUUUUUUUUUAUUGCAAAAAUUUGUCACAUCUUUUUUAUGUAUAAUAUUUGUAUUCACAAAUAUGAAAAAAUUGUAUGCAAAAUUUGUAUUACAGUAUACCUAAUAGAAAAAAAAAUUAUUAGAACAAUAAUAGGCAUUUUUAUGUUUUAUUAUCUUCCUCACUCCUUUGUUAACUAUUAAUUAACUAACUUAAUAUUUGAUUAAAGAAAAUAAAAAAGAAACCUACAUUAUUAAUAAAUAUAUUAAUUUUUUUUUAAUAUUGUCAUUAUAUACCUUAGAUAACAUUGAUUUUGGAAUGUAAUUAAAAUGUAUUGAAUUACAAUUGUAUUGUUUAAUUUGAUAUUAUAUUCAUUGAGCAACAUGUUUGUGUAGUUGAAAAUAACAAAUAAAGUUAUUAUUACAGUAUUAGCUAACAUGACAUUAAAUUUGUCUUACUGAAAUUAAUAAUUACCAUAUAGUACAAUAUAUGAAAUCAAAUUUUAAAUUUAUUGUGAUUUGUAUAGAUUAAGUUUUAAAUAAUAUUUUUACUUAAUGAUACAAAUUAAUAAUUCUUUUAAAAUUCACCACGCUGAUGUGAGUUCUUCUGAACCUUAUAAAACAUUUAAAACUUACAAAAUAUGUGAUGACUGUUUUAACUAAGUUAAAUAUAAUGAUUAUAAAUUAAUAUUACAUUUGGUUGUCCAGUGCAAAUAAGAAAUAGCAAGUAUGUAGAACAAUCUCUUUUAAAAUAGUUAAUGUAUUGAUGAGAACUGACAAAGGAAGCUUACUCCAAGUGUAAGAUUAAGCCAAGGAAGUUUAUUAAUAAUUGUGUACCUAAUGGAAAAAUUUACUUGUGUUACUAUGUUUAUAGAUCAGUUAACACCCUGCAGACAUUUGUUAAUAUUUAAUUUGAUAAGCAUUAAGAAAAUUUCAAAGGAUAUUUAAUAGUAUUUAGUCAUCAAACCAACCAAGCUAUUUUUUGUACUAAAAAUAGUAUAGCUAUAAAAUUUUCAAUAUUGAACAACUAUAAAUAAAAUAAAAUAUUUGUGUAUAAGUAUAUAUUAUAAUUAAACAAUUUUGUUCACAAUUUAUA
This is a messenger RNA of Cinara cedri, 3932 nucleotides long. The record is from the annotation of a GenBank genome assembly. NCBI's taxonomy places the organism in Eukaryota, Metazoa, Arthropoda, Insecta, Hemiptera, Aphididae.